Messenger RNA from Sus scrofa (pig), 1412 nucleotides. RefSeq names its product transducer of ERBB2, 1 (gene TOB1). Gene Ontology annotation, biological process: regulation of gene expression. The record is from RefSeq and is marked provisional. Gene Ontology annotation, molecular function: transcription corepressor activity. Gene Ontology annotation, cellular component: cytoplasm; nucleus. NCBI's taxonomy places the organism in Eukaryota, Metazoa, Chordata, Mammalia, Artiodactyla, Suidae.
AGGAGCAAAGCUCUGGCCCGGCGCGGAGUGGGCGCUGUACGGGGACGCUGGGCCGGGCACCGGGCUGUGUGGAGAAGUGGGCGCGCUCACCUGACCCCGUCCUCGCCAACCCGAGCCAGAAGGGGCGAACUCCUGAGGCUCUCGUCCUCCGCAACCUCCUCCCGGCAGCGUCGGCGUGCACUAGGCCCAGCCAGCUCGCUGCCGCCGACCCUCCCUUCUCCUCCGCCCAGCCGCUGGGUCUGUGGUGGAAGCAGCCCGAACAAGACACUCAAGGUGAAGGAUAUCUACUAAUACCAGCACUUUGAAUGAAAGUUUGUUUCUCUGCCACAAUUGAACACUUUUGUGUGUGUCUGGGGGGGAGUUGAAACACAAACCUAAUUUUGUGGCAUAGCAGCUAUGCAGCUUGAAAUCCAAGUAGCACUUUUCAUUAUUUCAUAUCUGUACAAUAAGCUUCCCAGGAGACGUGUCAACAUUUUUGGUGAAGAGCUUGAAAGACUUCUUAAGAAGAAAUAUGAAGGGCACUGGUAUCCUGAAAAGCCAUAUAAAGGAUCAGGGUUUAGAUGUAUACACAUAGGGGAGGUGGACCCAGUGAUUGAACAAGCAUCCGAGAGUGGUUUGGACAUUGAUGAUGUUCGUGGCAAUCUGCCACAGGAUCUUAGCGUUUGGAUCGACCCGUUUGAGGUUUCCUACCAAAUUGGUGAAAAGGGACCAGUGAAGGUACUUUAUGUGGAUGAUAAUAAUGAUGGAUGUGAGUUGGAGGAGAUCAACAGCUUUAACCCAGAGGCCCAGGUUUUUAUGCCCAUAAGUGACCCAGCCUCAUCAGUGUCCAGCUCUCCAUCGCCUCCCUUUGGUCACUCUGCUGCUGUAAGCCCUACCUUCAUGCCCCGGUCCACUCAGCCUUUAACCUUUACCACUGCCACUUUCGCUGCCACCAAGUUCGGCUCUACCAUGAAGAAUAGUGGCCGCAGCAACAAGGUCGCACGUACUUCUCCUAUCAACCUCGGCUUGAAUGUGAAUGACCUCUUGAAGCAGAAAGCCAUCUCUUCCUCAAUGCACUCUCUGUAUGGGCUUGGCCUGGGUAGCCCGCAGCAGCCGCAGCAGCAGCAGCAGCCAUCCCAGCCGCCGCCGCCACCGCCACCACCACAGCAGCAGCAGCAGCAGCAGAAAACCUCUGUUUCUCCUAAUGCCAAGGAAUUUAUUUUUCCUAAUAUGCAGGGUCAAGGUAGUAGUACCAGUGGAAUGUUCCCAGGUGACAGCCUUAACCUCAGUCCUCUCCAGUACAGUAAUGCCUUUGAUGUGUUUUCGGCCUAUGGAGGCCUCAACGAGAAGUCUUUUGUAGAUGGCUUGAAUUUUAGCUUGAAUAACAUGCAGUAUUCUAACCAGUUCCAGCCUGUUAUGGCUAACUAAAAAAA